Messenger RNA from Serpula lacrymans var. lacrymans S7.9, 1566 nucleotides. RefSeq lists its product as uncharacterized. The record is from RefSeq and is a predicted model, not a curated record. The transcript has 4 exons. NCBI's taxonomy places the organism in Eukaryota, Fungi, Basidiomycota, Agaricomycetes, Boletales, Serpulaceae. Bases 1 to 1566 code for a protein of 521 amino acids.
AUGUUCAAUAACGAAGCCGCAAGCAUAUCUCGCGCGACUUCUAUCUCCAGAGCCAGCAAGCAAGGGUCUACAGUCUCGCGCAGCCAGUCUCUUAUCAAGAAAAAUGUCGCACCUCAAGAUCUUCGACCAUCAGACAUUCUUAUCGAGCGCUUUGUCGCAUGGAAAAUCAUCGUGAAACAGCUCGUCGCUUACUUUGAAGGCAUAGCGGAUAUCGAAAACAACAUCGCAAAAGAAUAUACGAAACUCGGUGCCGUCAUCCAGGUUCCUUUUCGCUCUGGCAAUCAAUUUCUAGGAGAAGGUGGUCUGCAGGACAUCUACUAUGGGAUACGGGAUAAAAGUCGUGCAAUCGCUGACCAGCAUGCCAACUUAGGCCGCACAAUUGAUAGUUCCAUAGUCCAACAUCUUCAAAAAUUGAGGUCAGAAAUCAAAGCCCAUAUAAAGAAUGUUCAGAAUGAUACGGGAAAGCUAGCUACUAGUGUUGCGAAAGAGAGGGAACUUUCUACCAGAUAUGUAGGCGAGCUUUCUACUAGCAUAUCAGUCUUCAAAAAUACGCCUAUGAAUGUCAACAGCAAAAGCGAUCCGUAUGUUUCCAAUAUGGCUGUAAUGCGUCAACUUCAAAAACAAGUACACGAAGAAAAUGCUUUACAAAAAUCAAUCAUUAUUAUGCAACAGAAUUCAGCACAUUUUGAGGAAGGCAUCGUUCGCGCAAUUCAGUCAGCUUGGCAGACCUAUGAUGAAUGGCAGUCUCGAAUGUCCAGCUCCGUACAAGAUUCGUGGCAUAGCCUUGGCACACACAUGUCGUCUUUAGCCCCGGAUCGCGAAUGGAUAUCUUUUUCUGCACGCUCGGAUCAUCUUCUCGAUCCAGAAACUCCUCUGCGAAACCCAGAAACUAUUCAUUAUCCAUCAAAAGAGGACCCAUCUGUGAUCGCGGUACACACCGGCCAUCUCGAACGCAAGAAACGUUUCACACGUACCUACCGCGAAGCAUAUUACGUUCUCACUCCUGCGGGUUUCCUUCAUGAGUAUAACUCGUCAGACCCUGCACACAGUGGUGGACAUGUGCCAGUAUUUUCUCUCUUUCUUCCGGCUUGCACACUAGGCCCUCCCUCGUCGAGCUUCGCCAAGUCGCAUAAAUUUCACAUUGAAGGUCGCAAAGAUGGUACUGGUACGACGAAAUCGGGGUCUUUCAAGCUUCCCAUGACAGGCGGUCAGCAUGCAUGGUCCUUCCGGGCACGCAGUCGCGAUGAUAUGAUGGAGUGGUGGAAUGAUAUCAGAAUGCUCUGUGCAAGGUAUCUCGUUGCUAGUGAAUCUAUGGAGCGUGGUGGUCCGGUGGAAGCUGCUGUUCGUGCGGCGGGAUAUGUAAGCGAGGAGGAAGAUGAAGACGACGAGGGUUCUAGCGUGGAAGAGGAGCAAGAUGAUGAGGAUGACCUAUACCAAGAUGCUGUAGUAGAUGAAGAGGAUGGUCCGCCCUCUUACUCUCAUCCGGCCAAGAAUUCUGGGAUUGAGGCGGGUCAGAAUGGAUAUGCGGUACGUUUUAGGCGCGUUGUUUUAACACAUCAUCCCUGA